Molecule: messenger RNA, 1245 nt
Organism: Insectozyma verbasci
Lineage: Eukaryota; Fungi; Ascomycota; Pichiomycetes; Serinales; Debaryomycetaceae
Source: the annotation of a GenBank genome assembly
AUGUCCCAAGAUGAAUUAAAUGAUUUAAUUGAUGUUGAAGAUGAGAUUCAAGAUUGGAAAAAUCUCGGUAUGCCAAAAAGAGGAACUAAAGAAUUUGAACCUGAUGGUACUACAUUCCAAUUGAACAGUCUUGAAGAUUCAAGAAAUGCAAUGUUUAAUGCCCUUGGUGCUAAUAGACAACAUCAUAUAAAGAAUACACUUGUUGGUAUAUGGAAAGAUGAUUCAAACUCAUGUUUGGUACCUAACGCAAAAGGAAAUUAUUUUAAAGAUGUGGGGAAAUAUAACAAAUUGUAUAAUUGUAUUGAAUUAAAUCCAAUAGAAACUAUUUAUCUUGUUGAAAGAGGAAGUAUGGUGAUUUAUUUAAGUGAUGAUGAGUUUAUGGAUUGGUUGAAAGAUAGAAAUAUGGAGUUUGAUUAUGAGACUAAUUUGGUGGCUUUGGAUUUAGAAUAUUUAUAUGCUUUAUCAAAUGUUAAUUUUGCAAAAUAUCAAAUUUAUGCAUAUUUGAAAAGAUUAGGGUAUAUAAUACAGGAAAGAGAAGAAAUAGAGCAAGAGCAAGAGCAAGAACAAGAACAAUCAGAAGAACAUAAACAAGAUAAAUCGUUUACUAUACUUCCUCGAGUUUGGGGAAUACUAUCAUAUCCAGUUUUACAUUCACUUCAAUUCAAGAAAGUUCACUAUUUCAGAUACACAGACGUCUACAAAUCAAUUCAAUUGAAUAUACCAAAAAUACCGAAAAAGGAACCAUCAUCACCAUUUCAUUUAACUUUCAAUGUAUGGAAACCAACACCAAAUUUUUCUAAAAAAUCCCCACCACUUCCCGAUUUUCAAGUAUCUGUAAUUGAUACUUCAAAGAAUACAGAUUUUCUCAAAUUCAGUCAAAUACAACAACUUUUAUUUGAAAAAACAACAAGUUUACAAUAUGAACUAAAAGUUAAAGAAUCAAUUAAGAAAAAACCAAAGAUGGAAUCAAAAAAAGAAGUAAGAGCUAAAAAACAAGCAGAAAGACAAUCUAAAUUGAAUGAGUCAACUAGAUUAAGAAAUGAAUAUUUGAAGACAAGAGAUGAGGUAAUAAAAAAUGGACAUGGAAAUAUCGUACUUGCUGUAAUCAAUAAUGGGAUUAUAAAUUUUAUUCAACUUGGUAUUGGCAAUUUCAACAUGAGUCAGAAAACUGAACAAGUUAAUAGAUUGGAAGAGAUUUAUCCAGGUAGACAUCAUGAACUAAUUUAUAAUGAACCUGUUUACUAA